Molecule: messenger RNA, 643 nt
Organism: Lycium ferocissimum
Lineage: Eukaryota; Viridiplantae; Streptophyta; Magnoliopsida; Solanales; Solanaceae
Product: putative DEAD-box ATP-dependent RNA helicase 29
Exons: 2
Coding region: 213-455 (80 amino acids)
Source: RefSeq, a predicted model, not a curated record
UUAUUACUUGGCGGUGCAUUAUGUCGAAUAGAUUUUAAAGCUUAAUUUGGAGUAUAUUUAGUCCCAAAAGUAAUGUGUUCCGUUUAGGUUUAUAUUUACCAUCAUGUCUUCGGAACUUAAGUGUGCUGGAAUUCUGAGUCAACUUGCACAUUGCUCUCCCCAUUCCCAAGUAUGUUUCAGAGGUGAUUCUUAAUAAAUAUUUUGAAUAAUCGAUGCUGAAUCAGUGGGUCGAUGUGAUGAAGAUGAAAAGAGCUAUUCAUGAGGAGGUCAUCAAUAAAGUUCGUCAACAGCGCUCCAGUGUUGCUGCACCAAAGGAAGAUGAUAUUGAUCCCACACCUUCAAAAAGGAAGGAGAAACAAGGUUUGUCCUUGUUCACUCUUCCUUUUUGUGGAUCUGUCCCACUUUACCUCUUUCAGGAAUAUGUACUACUCGAUAAAUCAUCUGUCCAGACAUAGUGACACAAGAUGUAUUAUCAUCUUGGAAUAGGAAGAUGUGUAGCUAUGAGCCCUGUUGUAAUUUUAUUUUGAACAUAUUGCGCCCCAUUCAUCAAAUGGAAAGGACAGAGCACCUUUUAGAUGAAGAAAGAUAAAACGGUUUAUAUUCUCAAUACAUGACCUUAUUGAUAUUCUCAUAUUCUGGAUUC